UUAACUGAAUCUCCCUUUGAUACCACAGGGAUCCCUGUUUCAAUAUGUGUACUUUCCAAACAAACUUGUCUUUUAGUAUUCCAUCUCAGUAAUGGAAUCUACAUUUGUGAAGCUAAAAAGCUAGAAGUUUGCCAGGUUUUGAAUCCUACUUCUACCCUAUACUAGUUAUAAAGAGACACAGUGAAACGUUUGCCUUUAUUCUUCACCUGUAAAAUGGGUACACCUACCCCCUGAAGUGGUUAGGACAAUAAAACAUGGAGUACAUGUUAGCUGCCACUAAUCUUCAUGAUAAAUAUCUGUGACCUCUCUCCUUAAUUCUAUACAUGUAAUUUCAUCAUGAAACCCUGUGAGAGGAAUUAAGUGAUCUACAACGUGACCCACCUGCUCAUUGUUCAGCUGGACCUGUGGGAGAUGACUUGUUCCACUGGCAAGCAACUAUUAUGGGACCUCCUGAUAGCGCCUAUCAAGGUGGAGUCUUCUUUCUCACUGUACAUUUUCCGACAGACUAUCCUUUUAAGCCACCAAAGAUUGCUUUCACAACAAAAAUUUACCAUCCAAACAUAAACAGUAAUGGAAGUAUUUGUCUUGAUAUCCUGAGGUCACAAUGGUCACCAGCUCUGACUGUAUCAAAAGUUUUAUUGUCCAUAUGUUCUCUACUUUGUGAUCCUAAUCCCGAUGACCCCUUAGUACCAGAUAUUGCACAAAUCUAUAAAUCAGACAAAGAAAAAUACAACAGACAUGCAAGAGAAUGGACUCAGAAAUAUGCAAUGUAAAAACAAAAAAAAUUUUCAUAUAUACCAGAGUACUGUAAAUCUAGGUUUUUUCAACAUUAGCAGUAAAUUGAGCACUGUUUACUGUUUCAUUGUACCAUGAAAUCUUUGAUUUUUAUCCAUUUUACAUGUAUUUCUGAAGCAAGACAGACUUCCAAAAAUACCCUUAAGACUGUGAUGAGAGCAUUUGUCAUUUUGUAUGCAUUGAGAAAGACAUUUAUUAUGGUUUUUAAGAUACUUGGACAUCUGCAUCUUCAGCUUACAAGAUCUGCAGUGCAUCUGAAAAGCAACCAAAUUAUUUUUUGCUGAAACUAGAUGUUUUUACAUGAGAAAUACUGUAUGUGUUGUCUAAGAUGUUAUCAGUUUUAUAAAUCUGUAUUCAGAUUUCAUUCUUUGUUAGCUCACUUUAUAAUUUGUAUUUUUUUACUGUAUAGACUAAAUAUAUUCUAUGUACAUGUACCUAAACUCGUUACCUUUUUCCUGUGAACAGUAUUGAAAAAACCCAACAACUGGUAAUUAAAUGAAUUAACUGUCUGUCUCCCUUGUUUUAGGGUAUUCUGUAGAUUGAGUGCAGAUUUCUUAAACCUGAAAUGAUCUUUACACUGUAAUUCUCAGUAUCCUGAUUAUGGAGAAACACUUGUUUUGAUUUUGUUAUACUUGACUUAACUUUAUUGCAAUGUGAAUUAAUUGCACUGCUAAGUAGGAAGAUGUGUAACUUUUAUUUGUUGCUAUUCACAUUUGAAUUUUUUUUUUCUGUAUAGGCAAUAUUAUAUUGACAUCUUUUACAGAUAUUAAUGUAGCUUUUUCCAUAUAAAUAAAAUGCUUUUUCUACUA
Molecule: messenger RNA, 1604 nt
Organism: Leopardus geoffroyi (Geoffroy's cat)
Lineage: Eukaryota; Metazoa; Chordata; Mammalia; Carnivora; Felidae
Gene: UBE2D1
Product: ubiquitin conjugating enzyme E2 D1
Exons: 7
Coding region: 441-773 (110 amino acids)
Biological process (GO): protein polyubiquitination; ubiquitin-dependent protein catabolic process
Cellular component (GO): nucleus
Molecular function (GO): ubiquitin conjugating enzyme activity
Source: RefSeq, a predicted model, not a curated record